CGUCUUUCCUUUUCGGAGUCCCUAAGCUGCCGCUGGCGUUGAAGUGUUCUCAGUUCGCCGCUCCGGCUGUCGCCAUGGUGAAGCUGAGCAAAGAGGCCAAGCAGAGGCUGCAGCAGCUCUUUAAGGGCGGCCAGUUUGCCAUCCGCUGGGGCUUUAUUCCUCUCGUGAUUUACCUGGGAUUCAAGAGGGGUGCAGAUCCUGGAAUGCCUGAACCAACUGUUUUGAGCUUACUUUGGGGAUAAAGGUCAUCUGGAUUGGAAGCAAUCAGUGAACAGGAACAACAUGGAAGGUGUGCACUCUGGCUGGGAUGAGAGAUGGGACAUCGUUCAGACAUUCACCAGUUGAAUGGCACAGGGCUCUUCUCAGAUGAAUCGGUGGCAGUGGAACCUCUACCGACUUAUUUAUCAUAGACUGUAUCUAAAUAAAUGUUUUUAACAAUGUUA
Molecule: messenger RNA, 443 nt
Organism: Acinonyx jubatus (cheetah)
Lineage: Eukaryota; Metazoa; Chordata; Mammalia; Carnivora; Felidae
Gene: TOMM7
Product: translocase of outer mitochondrial membrane 7
Exons: 3
Coding region: 75-242 (55 amino acids)
Biological process (GO): protein import into mitochondrial matrix
Cellular component (GO): mitochondrial outer membrane translocase complex
Source: RefSeq, a predicted model, not a curated record